This is a messenger RNA of Pygocentrus nattereri (red-bellied piranha), 2193 nucleotides long. It is a transcript of the gene syap1, whose product is annotated as synapse associated protein 1. The record is from RefSeq and is a predicted model, not a curated record. Gene Ontology annotation, cellular component: synapse; cytoplasm. Bases 140 to 1243 code for a protein of 367 amino acids. Lineage: Eukaryota; Metazoa; Chordata; Actinopteri; Characiformes; Serrasalmidae. The transcript has 9 exons.
AACCCAACGAGGAAGCAGGUGCUGACGUUGAAGGAGGAGUAAUGGAGUAACGCAGAUAAACACUGCGCUUCGGACAGACUGAACUCGCUCACUGAGUCCCGGAGCGGCCCGGAAAAGGGACAGACUCACACACGCGAAAAUGUUUAAAGGCUGGGGAUCGUGGCUUGGCAUUGAGUCUCCCCCCGGAGCCAAAACAGGGGGAGCCGAAGCCGAAGCCGAAGCCGAAGCCGAAGCCGAAGCCUCAGAGGCAGCGGAGAGGAGGAAGGAGGAGGAAGCGGACAGUGAAGUAAACAAAGCAGAAAACAGCGACGCUGAAAACCCCCCGCUUCUCCAGCAGGCCAAGGGCCUGAGCGGAUACAUUUACAACUUUGCGAGCAGCGCCACCAAGAAAAUAUCUGAGUCUGUGGCAGAGACUGCAAACAAUAUAAAGAAGAGCGUUGAGGAGGGCAACAUAGAUGGCAUUAUUGACAAGACCAUUCUAGGAGAUUUUCAGAAAGAACAGGAAAAAUUUGUGCAAGAGAAAAAUGCUAAGAAGUCAGAUACAGCAGUGCCUCCCUGGGUUGGAUACAGUGAGGAGGAGACCAUUCAGCAACAGAUAUUAGCUUUAUCAGCUGACAAAAGGAAUUUCCUUCGUGACCCUCCUGCUGGUGUGCAGUUCCACUUUGACGUUGAGCAGAUGUAUCCCAUUGCCCAAGUCAUGCUGCAGGAAGAUGAGCUGCUCAACAGGAUGCGCUUUGACCUGGUCCCAAAACAUGUGAAGGAGGAGGUGUUCUGGAGGAACUAUUUCUACCGCGUGUCCCUCAUCAAGCAGUCCGCUCAGCUCACGGCGCUGGCAGCGCAGCAGCAGGCUGCCGAGAGGAGAGACGAGGAGAAGAACGGAGCCGCUCCACAGACCGAGAGCAUUCCAGAAACCAUCAGACCAAAAACACCUCCUACAACCAUCAAUGCCAAACCCAAAUCUAAUGAGCAUGAGGAGGAGGAGAUCUCUACCAGCCCUGGAGUUUCAGAGUUCGUGAGUGACGCUUUUGAUUCGUGUAACAUCAAUCACGAAGACUUGCGGAAGGAGAUGGAGCAGCUGGUUCUGGACAAGAAAGAUGAGGCCUCCCCUCAGGAUGAAGAAACGUCAGAGUGGGAGAGGGAGCUGCAGCGGGAGCUGCAGGAGUACGAGGUCGUGGCAGAAGCAGAAAACCGUGAUGACAACUGGGACCGUGAGAUUGAAGAGAUGUUGCAGGAUGACAGCUAAAACCCGGAGUCAUUGUUUCUGGUGUGGACUCAUCCCUGCACUGGAGACGGAGAGCGAAAAAGAACGGACCAGAGAAGAAUCAACCGAGUGGGUUUUAGAAGCCACUACAUUAUGACAGGCUCUAGUAUCAUAUUAUAUGAUAUCUUUAUGACGUGUCUAUCUGUUGAAAUGAAUUAAGAGGAUAUAUCUUUUAAGAAAGCUUUUUUUUUCCCCAUUUAAAAAUAGUUGGAUGUAGGAUGUUCUAUUUAGUGGACUUUGGCUUGGUGCCAAAUUGCACAAUGUCUACAGUAAAACGUUCCUCUUUGCCGAUGGAAAGAAAUGGUUAAUUUUACCUUUUUAUACAUAGGAGUGAUCUGACUGUGUGUUUAAACUGUCCUGCUUUAUCAGAGGCGUUGUGAUUCCGUUUGAUCCUGAUUUUAAGCUAGAAGAAAGGUGAGGAAUCUGGAGCAGCAUAGACACGAGCUCAGACACAGCCCAGGAAGUCCCGUGCAGUCCCAGAGAGAAAGCAUUGUGAAGAAAGCACUUCUUUUUUUACACGCUUUUGAAACAUCAGCUGCUUUUUACAUUUCAUGAUGAAUGGACCAAAAGAAAUGAUUGAAAAUAAAUUGGCCUAAACUUUCUAUAAAUUAACAUGUUAAAGUUAAGUACUCCUGCUUUGGGGAAGUCUGCUGCUGGGAGUGAGUAGUUUACUGUCACACAGCACAAAAACAUCUUGUUUUCUUUUAUUUUUUAAUGACCCUCUGUUGUUUCUUUGGGUUCGAUGAGUAUAUAAACCAGGGUGUGUGAACUCUUGGUGGAAUGUAGGUGAAGGUUCUAAAGGAUAGAUAACUAAUAUAUCUUUGUUAUUAGUGUUUUUUUCCCUCUGUGCAUUCUUUGUCUCAUUACCUGUCUGCCGCAUAAUCAUACUUGUUUGUCUGUCAAUAAAUUCUUUUUGUCUGUAAAUCCAAAAA